AUUGAUAAACAGCAAAAAAACAACUAGGAUUUAGCAAGCAUAUAAGUAUUACAAUUGACUCUUCAAUUACAUUUGCUGGUUUAGCAAGUUCGAACGUCGACUUUCUGUUUUAAUAUGAAGUUUUUCGUGGCAUUCUUAUGUAUUAAUGCAAUUGCUUAUCAUAGCGUUUGGUGCGACAUUCCAAAUGUCUAUGAAUUUUGCAAUGCGUUGAUGUCCAAUGGGCAGCAGGCACCGUGCGAUAGAACGACAUGUUCCGGACGGCCCGGAAAGCGCGGACAGGAAGGAUUGAGGGGUCUUAAGGGUGAAAAGGGUGAGGUUGGACAAACUGGAACACCAGGUGAACUGGUGACAAAAGUAGCUCACUUGGAAAAAUUGCUGGAGAUGAUGGCCGGAACGCAAAAAGAUCUUUAUUGUGGAAUGGGAAUGAAGUCACGUGAAAUUCCCGAUUCUGCGAUAUCUGUUUCUUCGUCGCAUUCAAAGCAUCAAGGUAGAUAUGCGCGAUUGGACGAGCAACCAUCAGAAAUUCCUAUUUCAUAUGGCGUUUGGCAUCCAAUAUAUAAUCGGGUUGGAGAAUGGAUUCAGAUAGACUUGGGUAAAAUGAGAUCAGUGGCUGGAGUAAUCACACAAGGACGACCUAACUGCCCAUGUGAACAGUGGGUGACGUCAUACAAAGUAAAAUACGGAAAUUCUACAAACAAAUACGUCACCAUCACCGAGAACGGCCGUGACAAGAUCUUCCCAGCAAACACGGACAUGGAUACCAAAGUGGCGAACCUAUUUCAAACACCAGUGGUCGCCCGCUAUAUCCGAAUCUAUCCACAGACUGGCCACAACUUCAUGGUGAUGAGACUCGAGCUGAUUCGUGGAGAAUGUUCGGAUUUAUAUUGACUACUAUAGCCUUGGUGCACUUCUUUGUGACUCGGUCAAUAUUAUGACACUUUAUUAAUUGAAGACCGUUAUAUACCGGAUUAUAUUGCAAAAGGCAUGUGUUGUUCAUUAAAGAAUACGUUUAAAUCAAUUUUAAGACAUUGAUCCGAUUAACUAGACAUAUCGAACGAACAUGAAUUUUAUGAAAAAGUGUAUGUGACAUAUUUUUCCGCUUUGCGAGUGCGAACAACAAAAAGUUAAAUUUACGAUACGGCCAAGGUUAGAAAUUCAAGGACAAGAUGAAAAUUAUUUAUUAUAUUGUUCUAUUUUUAGAAGUCGAAAUAGAGUUUUGCGAGUAUCUUAUCCUGAUUGUAUUUUCAAAAUGUCCCAUUAAAUUUACCCAACGAUUAAAUAUGUAAAUAAACGUAUGUGUGGCUGACAAACAAACUCAACUCCAAAUCCUAUAUCAAGGAGAUGAUAAAUUUGAGUGAGAAAAUUGCCGUAGGACGCACUAACAAAUUCCCUUAAUUUUAUCACCCUUAGCACUUAUAGAAGUCUUGGCUUCCUAUCCCUUGCCAAUGAAUGCCACUCCUACAAUAUUAGGGG
Molecule: messenger RNA, 1473 nt
Organism: Styela clava
Lineage: Eukaryota; Metazoa; Chordata; Ascidiacea; Stolidobranchia; Styelidae
Product: lactadherin-like
Source: RefSeq, a predicted model, not a curated record